Molecule: messenger RNA, 1860 nt
Organism: Ascochyta rabiei
Lineage: Eukaryota; Fungi; Ascomycota; Dothideomycetes; Pleosporales; Didymellaceae
Exons: 4
Coding region: 1-1860 (619 amino acids)
Biological process (GO): positive regulation of transcription by RNA polymerase II
Cellular component (GO): nucleus
Molecular function (GO): transcription cis-regulatory region binding; DNA-binding transcription factor activity
Source: RefSeq, a predicted model, not a curated record
AUGGGCCACCUGUGUAGACUACCGACGGACUCGACACCGAGUGCACAAGUCCGGUAUUUAGCGCCGGACUCAGAACUAGGCACCAUAGCGGACAUCUUUUCCAAGCCAUCAGCUUCGACUUUUGACAGGAUGGAUGCGGACAGGAGACUCACCAAAGCUCUUGAGGCAGCCAACGAUGCGCUCCAACAUCUUUCCAUGUCGCCUGACUUUUCCUUCCUCGAUUGCACUCACAUUGAUCGUUUGAUUGGUAGAGUCGUUGACCUACCCACCGAGGGUAAUCAGAGGAACAGUAGGCGCAACCUUCUGGUUAUUCGGCAAUGGAUGAUCACAGAAGGUCCAGGCGUUGUCUUGCUUGAGGUCUUGGGACAGCUGUAUUGGCGGCUAGGCGAGCUCAACAGCAAGCAAUUUGAGAAGUUCAAGAACACCCUCCAGCAACUACAGCCUUACUUAUCCCUCAUCCAAGACACCGCCGCGGUUACCUUGGUCCUCCAGAGACUGCAGCAUAUUCAGCGGUUGAAGGCAGACGCAUGUCAGGAUUUUCUUUGCGAGUUGUCAGACUUGACAGGAAUGAAAGUCGACUCACCAAUGAUCGAGAGGGAAACUUCGAGGUCAAGAUCGAGUAGCCCUUUCGCUUCAACAUCAGUACACUCCUCAGACAGUGCUUCGUCGCAGGAGAAUGACUACGUAAGCCUAGUAAAACAUGUCCCCUCGGCCACUGCAUGGUCAGGCGACAUAGAACGACUGCUCAUCGACUUCUACGUUAAUGGGCUAUGUCCCGGCCGUACUGUUGCUACCCAGUCAAACGGUUACUUAUCUCUGCUUCAAGUCGCAAACACAUGCUUGAGCACCAGAUACGCUCUGCUCAGUUUGUCUGCAUCAUACAUCGGCCAGUAUCUGCCCUCCCAGAAAAAAAUGUACUACCAGGCAGAAUUUUACUACUCAUCUCAAGCUCUCCAAGCUUUCACAACGCAAAUAACUAAUGGCGACAACUACGACGGCGCAUUGGCCACCAGUAUGCUGCUCAUGCAUCAAGGUGCCAUCAACAGCUCAUCUGAUUCGCUCCUAUGCUGGUCAUGUCACGCAAAAGUAUUUGACAUCAUCCCUAGUGAUUUUGUCAAUCACCAUUCAGACCCUGCACUGUUCAUUCGCGGGCAGCUUGUCCUCGCUCGCACGGCGCAGACCUCGCAAACACUUCAAAUCACGCGGUUUCACUCAUUUGAGACGAAGAGCUGGUACGAAGGGACACCGCCAAUAGACGCUCAGAAGAUCUGCGGUAUCCUCGGGCUAUCGCCACAGCUACUGUUUAUCAUCUCGUCUAUAACAUCGUUGGCAAUUGAUGUCAGCAACACCAGCAUGCUGAUGUACGCCCAGCUACAAGAAGCACAACUCCAGAACUUGAAGCAAUGGACUACGGAGUCUCCGGGUCCGGAGCAAGAGGUCUUGCUUGCUACAGCAGAGGCGUUCCGUCUGGCGGCGCUGAUCUACCUGCGCUGCCGCCUAUACGGCAUGACCCGUUUCCAUCCCUCGGUCCUCGACUUGUCCGACGCUUUGUCUACUCUGAUUCUCUCGCUACCAGUCCAAGGUACUCUUUACACGGCCAUUUAUCCUGUCUGGCCGCUUUUCGUAGCCGCCGUCACUGUCAACUCAGAUAAGCGUGACCGUCUCUACCAACGCGUGGUACCGAUUCGUGAGGGUGACAAGAACACGUUGCCGGCGGUGUUGAGGCGCGUGAGUGGUGUGCGGAUUUGGCUUGCACAGCAGGAUCCCAACUGCCAGGUGAGAGACGGCUGGUGGGAUGACAUGCUGAGCCCGAGCAGCAGUACGGUUGCGCUAGGAAAGAAUUUGUUGUGCUUGGGCUGA